Ruditapes philippinarum (Manila clam) is the source of this 953-nucleotide messenger RNA. Its product is annotated as integrator complex subunit 4-like. Gene Ontology annotation, biological process: snRNA processing. The annotation marks the transcript as partial. Gene Ontology annotation, cellular component: integrator complex. The transcript is spliced from 4 exons. The record is from RefSeq and is a predicted model, not a curated record. NCBI's taxonomy places the organism in Eukaryota, Metazoa, Mollusca, Bivalvia, Venerida, Veneridae.
UUGAUGUCCCAGCAUGCCUACAUCCUAACAGGAAGUGUUACCGUUAGCAACCUAAAUGUUCUGGUAGACAAGGUCUUAAAUCUGACCAAUAGGCUGCAGACGCUUUUUUUAGGACUUGGAAACAAUGAUCUCUCUCUAAUAAAGCAGACGGAACUGAAGGCCUUGACCUUUAGAUUAGGGUCAACUUUGGCCAACUCACAAGAGCUGGCUACCCAGAUGAAAGCGCAGGAUGUGUAUACAAACUACCUUUGUGGUUUACAAAAGUUUUUAACAUAUACGGAUUCCCAUACAGACAGUUGCACGUCUUACCUAAUCUCGGAGUUAGUGAAUCUAAAAAGUAACCAGCUAUCAAAUGUACAGAAUGUGCUUCAUUCUGCCCUAAAACUUGUACGUCCAGUCACUUGCAUGUUAAUGAAUAAAGUGAGGAAGGCAUAUGCUGUUAUUCACGAGCCAUCUAAAGUGUCGGAUAAUCCUAUCAAAUUUACUGCAGGGCUUACAGCAGCGGUCUUAUUAAUUGCCGAUAUUGAAAAUGUGUCCCGGAUUGAAAAUGUCAGAGUUCAGGUAAAGUAUCCUGAUACAACUGUAGCAUUGACCAUACCUUCAUCACAUGAUGUCCGUAAGAGAAGUGCCCUCGGUCAUAGACUAACAACACAUGUUCUUCUCUCACAUGGGCACUGGUCAGAAUCGUGCACAGUUGAAAUAGGUCUAGUGAUUCUUUCAUCAUCUGCUGCCAAAACAAAGUUCAAGACCAAAUCAGCCUCCAGUAGUGAAGAAGACAGUAAUGUCAUAGAACUCUGUAAACCUGUGAAAGUUCUUAUCUCACCUAAACCUCAUAAAAGAUAAAAGUAGAACAAAUGUGAACAUUAUAGUAAAAUAAAACUUGAAAGUUCUUAUCUCGCCUAAACCUCAUAAAAGAUAAAAGUAGAACAAAUGUGAACAUUAGUAAAAUAAAA